AUGCUUCCACUUCAAACUUCCUCUGCCUUGUCGCUUUUAUUAGCGUUAUCCUCUUUUUCGGGAGUUCUAGCUGCACCAGCUUCGGGCAAUGUAGCCGACAUAGAUCUCACCUAUGGAAGGGAUGGCAUCCUUGACAACACUGAGAAGGGCAUCAAGGCCAAAAUCAGCGUUGAUAAUGACUUUAAAGUCGCCAGCGGCUCGAGCCCCAAGUACCACGUCCUAAAUGCCGACACAAGUUUCAUGGAACUUGGAGUCGAUCCAAUCUUCUGCGAUGGCAAGGAUAACGACACCGAGGAUGAGGACGAUGACGACUCCAACAGCAAUGACAAGCGCAGCAUCUUUUCGAAUCUUUUCUCCAGAGGCAUUACCUCUGACCAGAAGGAGGCCCUUAAUCGCCACAACGCUGCUCGUAAAGCUGUCAAGGUCGCUGCCCUCAAGUGGGAUACCAAGCUUGAGGCUGAUGCUCUUGCCUAUGCAAAGAAGAUUGCAAAGGCUGGAAAGAUGGUGCAUUCCGAAGGCAAGACCCGUCCCGGCCAAGGUGAGAAUCUUGCGUAUGCUUGGUCCAGUAGCGGAUACAAGAACCCCAUGGCUGCUGGAACACAGAGCUGGCUUAAUGAGAAGAUGAAGUACAAGGGAGAGACCAUCCCCAAGGGUAGUUUCUCUUCAUAUGGCCAUUACACUCAGUGUGUCUGGGAGAAGUCCACCAAGGUUGGAAUCGCUGCUGCUCAGAAUUCCAAGACUGGUGCCUGGUAUACAGUUGCACGAUAUACUGCUGCCGGCAACGUCGUUGGCAAGAAGCCUUAUUAG
Molecule: messenger RNA, 807 nt
Organism: Fusarium pseudograminearum CS3096
Lineage: Eukaryota; Fungi; Ascomycota; Sordariomycetes; Hypocreales; Nectriaceae
Exons: 3
Coding region: 1-807 (268 amino acids)
Source: RefSeq, a predicted model, not a curated record